Messenger RNA from Camelina sativa (false flax), 1494 nucleotides. Its product is annotated as putative F-box protein At3g23950. Gene Ontology annotation, molecular function: protein binding. NCBI's taxonomy places the organism in Eukaryota, Viridiplantae, Streptophyta, Magnoliopsida, Brassicales, Brassicaceae. The record is from RefSeq and is a predicted model, not a curated record.
ACAAACUAAGGUCGUUGUGCAGAGAAAUCGAAGAAGAACCCUAAAACGAAAAAGAAAUGGAGAUUAUAGAAGUAACAUUGGUCAACGUCUUGCUUCGUUGUCCACUUAAGAGCAUCGCGAGAUUCAGAUCAGUCAGCAAAGAAUGGAAAACUCUAAUCGAUUCAGACUUCAGAGAUCUUUACAUCUCUUUCAACUCAUCUUCGUCAGUCUCAUGGUCCAUCAUCCAAACCAACCCUCACAAGCUUGCUCUUGAAAUCGUCGGCCACCAUGGAUGCGAAAGAUGGGGACUUUCUCGUUCUCCAGGAUCUCUAGUAAGUUUCUUUGCCGAGACGACGAUCACUAAACUAAAUGUGUUAGCUUGUACAGAUGGGUUGGUCUCGAUUUGUGCAGAGUCUAGUGAUGGCUCUCCUAUGUAUUACAUAGGGAACCCUUUGUUGCAGGAAUGGUUUCGAAUCCCUAUGCUUCCUUUUCCUAAUUUUGAGAGAUUAAGGAAGCUUGAGCAAUUCUGUGAUAGUGGGUUGGUUACAAAGAUGGAGAAGGGUGUAGUUGUGAGUUACAAGGUUGUGUGGUUGUUGGCUCAUGAAGGUAAGGUCCUGUUUAUGAUCUACUCGUCUGAUACAGGGAUGUGGGAUAUCCAAGUUGUAACUUGUCCCCAUACUGCUCUGUUGUCUAGUCAGGACAAGUCGAUUGCUUUGAACGGGUUUCUUCAUUGGCUUUCUAAUCUCACUAGUUCUAUUAUCACCUACGAUUGCUAUAUAGGUCAUACUGGUGUUUAUGAUGAGUGUCACAUCGUACCUUUCCCUGGUGCUGUAAAAGAUAAUGAGUUAGAGCGUUUUAGGAGAAGCUUUACAACCUCGGAAGGGUCUAUUGUGUAUUUCAACGAGUUCUGUGAGAAUGGAAACCGCACGUUACGGGUUUGGAGGCUUGUCAAGUACAGUGAUGAUCCUCAGGCGUGGCAGCUCUUUUGGGAUGUCAGCUUGGCUUCUUUGAACCAGUUGUUUGGUAUUGAUUAUUUCCCUGUGGUGAUGCAUCCUUUGAAAUCUGAGAUCAUCUACUUGUGGAGUAGGAGCAACAAAGGUCUGAUCCUUUUUAACUUGAGGACAAAAGUGUUUAGUCUUCACAAGGAAGCUGAAGAUGUUCGCAAGUGUAUGGAUGGUUGCGUCUUGAGUUUUAACUGGUGCAGCGAGUAUAUGGAGAGCAUCUAUAAAUACUUUCUCUCAUCAGUUCAAACUGAUCCUAACCUUCUCCACUUUUCACAGUAUGUUCUCCCUCGUUGGCUGCACCAUUUCCCUGGUCCGAAACCUACUUAGAGUACUACUAUGUUUCAAGUCUCAAUCUGAUGAGUGGAUUUUUAAGAGGCAAAAGGCAGAUGUGGGAGCUCAAUUGUAUGGGGAAUAGACACUUGCAGAGGAUGGAUGAAGGAUGAAGAGAAGAAGCUAGUAACCAAAUUGUAGCUGAAUAUGGGCUUUUAUGUUUUGUUUUGGGAAUUUAUCU